AGAUGCAGAGACAUUAGCGGCGGCUCAACAAUCCUCUAGUGCGACAGCUGCACGUCUGGAGGAGAGGGAAGACUCUGCUCUUUGGGUCGACCGGUACCGUCCGAAACGAUUCACAGACCUCCUGGGCGACGAUCGGGUGCAUCGCGAGGUCAUGUCGUGGGUCAAAGAAUGGGACUACUGCGUAUUCGGACGUAAGCAGGGUCUUGGCCGAGGGGUCAAACGUCCUAGAGGGGAGGAUGGUGACAAUCUAGACGAAUGGAAGAGACCGCAAGAGAGGAUUCUGCUGUUGUCCGGACCUCCAGGUCUAGGAAAGACAACGCUGGCACACGUGGUUGCUCGACAUGCUGGUUACCAGGUGUUCGAGAUCAAUGCAAGUGACGCUCGAUCGGCACAAGUAGUAGACGACCGUCUACGGCCCGCGCUGGAAUCAGGUUCUGCUGUUGGCAGUUCGAAACCCGUCUUGGUUGUCAUUGACGAGAUAGAUGGUGCAACUGGUGGCUCAGAUCAUUCUGCGGGCUUCAUUAGGAGGUUACUUUCAUUAACUCACGACCGACCAAGAAAGAAAGGCCGUAAGGCUGACCCGAAAGCCCCUCGUCCAGUCCUCCGCCCCAUUAUUUGCAUCUGCAAUGACCUCUACGCCAAUUCGCUCAGGGACUUGCGGACCUCCGCUCGCGUCGUCCGGUUUUCGCGUCCCAACGACAUUUACCUUGUUCGCCGCCUGCGAGAAAUAUGCGAGAUCGAGGGUAUGCGUGCGGAGUCGAGGGCGCUGACAGCGCUCGUGGGCAUCGCACAGGGGGAUUUGAGAGGAUGCUUGAACAUGCUGCAGCUCAUCAAGGCGAAAGGACGAGAUGUGACGGAGCCCGUGGUACGAACAGCGGCUGCGGGGAUGAAACAGGUUGAUAUGACGUCUACCUCGGUACUGACCGACCUCUUCUCGCCGAUGGCGCGAAAACGCACCAAAGAUCUUGGACUCACUGAGGAGGACGAGGCUCGGUAUGUCCGUCGACUUAGUCGGGAAGUCGAAAGUACCGGGGCAAUGGACAGGGUUGCCGAAGGGUGCUUUGAAUAUUACGCGACCUUCCAUCACCAUGACGCGAACUUCUCAAGAUAUCUCAAAGCAAACGAGUGGCUCUCCAGCUAUGACCGACUUUCAGGCGAGAUGUGGACUGAGCGCGAGUUCGCGCUGUCAGAGUACUUGCCCUUCAUGCUUGUAGGGUUCUAUCCAUUGUUCCAGGAACGCGGUCGACCAAGAUUAGAGAGACCGAAGGCGACAUGGGAUCAACAUGUCGCGACCACGACGAAUCAGGAAAUCUAUGCCUCUCUUGCCCGCUGCUUGCGCUCGGCCGCUUCAAGAAAUCGUGGAGACUACAGGCACCUUGCCGGCGACCAGAUACUCCAACUUGAAAUGGCGCCCUACCUCAACCGCAUCAUCUCCCCACCUCUGAACCCCGUAAAUCGUCAAAUCAUCCGACCAAGCGAGAAAGCGACUUUAGCUCGGCUUGUGGACAUCAUGAACGACGACGGACAGCUUGUAUAUAGACUCGAUCCUCCGAUAGACGUAUUCGUGACCUAUGACGGAAAGCGAGCAUCAGAUAUCGCGACGUCGAAAUAUGCCGUGAGGCAUGUGGUUGCAACGGAAAUCGACGACAAACUCGAGGCAAUGCGUAUCGAGCCGGCGGAGAAGAGUAAACCGAAGCGCUCGGACUUCUUCAAACAACGCACGGCUAAUGGUGCCACAAAUAAUGACGACGAAGGCGACGUAUCACUUCCUGCAGCGAAGCGCUCCAAGCUGGAUCAAGCAGGUCCACCGGAGAAGAUAGCUGUUGACUUCUUUGGCCGACCUAUCGCAGCGCCCAACCCAGCCUCAGGUAAAAGUUCCUCCGGGAAAGGGGCGAAGCCGACUACGAAAUACCGUGUUGCGUUCCGGUUCAACGAAGGCAACUCCGCCGCUGUACGGAAGCCCAUCAAAGUAUCAUCGUUCCUGUAGAAUGUCAGACGUCGUUGUAGCACUAGCAUGUAUCUUUAGUGAUGCGCCCAGCUACCAACGAUAUUAUCACAGAGCGCCAUGCUGUGACUGGA
This is a messenger RNA of Fomitopsis serialis, 2079 nucleotides long. RefSeq names its product P-loop containing nucleoside triphosphate hydrolase protein. Gene Ontology annotation, molecular function: ATP hydrolysis activity; ATP binding. The transcript is spliced from 14 exons. The coding region runs from base 152 to 1987 and encodes 611 amino acids. Lineage: Eukaryota; Fungi; Basidiomycota; Agaricomycetes; Polyporales; Fomitopsidaceae. The record is from RefSeq and is a predicted model, not a curated record.